CGCGCGCUGAGCGGCGGGGACGGCGCUCGGUGAAAAGGCGCCCUCGCCGGCGCGCGGGGCCGGGGUCUGAGGGCGGCGGCGCCCCUGGCUGAGCGCGCCCCGGGAACGCGCGGUUCGGCACCCGCCGGGGCGCUCCCUAGACUACUCCGUGCGUCUCCGGGUGCCAGAGCCCCGCAGGUGCCGCCUGUCCUCGCUCUCCAGCUGCAGCUGCCCGACCAUGGAGUCCCCGGUUCAGAUCUUCCGCGGGGCGCCGGGCCCCACCUGCGCCCCGAGCACCUGCCUGCUUCCCAACGGCAGCGGCUGGCUCCCGGGCUGGGCCGAGCAGGACCGCAACAGCAGCGCGGGCUCCGAGGACGCGCCGCUGGAGCCCGCGCACAUCUCCCCGGCCAUCCCGGUCAUCAUCACGGCGGUCUACUCCGUGGUGUUCGUCGUGGGCUUAGUGGGCAACUCUCUGGUCAUGUUCGUGAUCAUCCGAUACACGAAGAUGAAGACAGCAACUAACAUUUAUAUAUUUAACCUGGCUUUGGCAGAUGCUUUAGUUACUACAACCAUGCCCUUCCAGAGCACGGUCUAUCUGAUGAAUUCAUGGCCAUUUGGGGAUGUGCUGUGCAAGAUAGUCAUUUCCAUUGAUUACUAUAACAUGUUUACCAGCAUAUUCACCUUGACCAUGAUGAGUGUGGACCGAUACAUUGCUGUGUGCCACCCUGUCAAGGCUUUGGACUUCCGCACACCCUUGAAGGCAAAGAUCAUCAAUAUCUGUAUUUGGCUCCUGUCUUCAUCUGUUGGCAUAUCUGCAAUGGUCCUUGGAGGAACCAAAGUCAGGGAAGACAUGGAUGUCAUCGAGUGCUCCUUGCAGUUCCCAGAUGAUGAUUACUCCUGGUGGGACCUCUUCAUGAAGAUCUGUGUCUUCGUCUUUGCCUUUGUGAUCCCUGUCCUCAUCAUCAUUAUCUGCUACACCCUGAUGAUCCUGCGCUUAAAGAGUGUCCGACUCCUUUCUGGCUCCCGAGAGAAAGAUCGCAACCUCCGUCGGAUCACCAGGCUUGUCCUCGUGGUGGUGGCGGUCUUUAUCAUCUGUUGGACUCCCAUUCACAUUUUUAUCCUUGUGGAGGCUCUGGGGAGUACCUCCCACAGCACGGCUGCCCUCUCCAGCUAUUACUUCUGCAUCGCCUUAGGUUACACCAACAGCAGCCUGAACCCCAUUCUUUAUGCCUUUCUCGAUGAAAACUUCAAGCGGUGUUUCAGGGACUUCUGCUUUCCAAUUAAGAUGAGGAUGGAGCGACAGAGCACUAGUAGAGUCAGAAAUACGGUUCAGGAUCCUUCUUACAUGAGGGAUGUUGAUGGAAUAAAUAAGCCAGUAUGACUAGUCGUGGAGAUGUCUUAUAGUUCUGCAGGAAGAGAAGAGUUCAAUGAUCUAGGUUUAACUCAGAUUACUACUGCAGUCUGAGAUAGAAAAGGAGAAUUCUUAAGAAACAUUUAGAAAUCUCAUGGUCUGAAGUCAUAAGAUGCAGGCUGCAUUAGUGACCCAGGUCAGUGGAAGCAUCAAGGCUGUGGGAAUGGAGUAAAAAAGACCCGAGCGAGCAAAUACAACCUUUCUCUAGGACAAGGAAACAAACUUGACUCCCAACUCCUUUGAUGAUCAAAGAAACAAGCCGUUUUCUUCUGGUAACCUAGAUUUAGUUCAGGACCCAUCUGCUGUGGCUUUCCUAUGCAAUGUGGUUUGAAAAACUCUGUUUAGAAAAAAGGAAAGGGGAAAAAAAAACACGUUGAUUUCAGAGGUUAGUGGGCAUCCAAUUCAGAUGCUUAACCUUGACAGAAACAACCUCAGUAAGAAGAAGGACCAUUUCCAGGGCCCAUGCACAGCUCAGUGUAUGCUAUAUGGGCACACUUUUCAUGUGGCAAUGUGAAGAUUCCAGCUUAAGUAUGACUUGGACCCACACCUGAGGUGUUUGAUGUUCAUAGUAGAAAUUAUCUUGAUAUUUAUGAAUUUACUUAAACAUGCAAAAGAUGGUUUCCAACAUAUUUUAAUUUCUUGCGAACUAUACUUUGUUUUUUAGCAUGCUAUUCAGAUAAGUAAUCUCACGAUAAUGCGUGUCUUGAUGUUAAGAAACAUAGGGUGGUUUAAAUACCACCAAAAGUAUAUAUAGUUUCAUCUGUGAAUAACAGUAUAUGUGCAAAUAAUGAAUGGCGUUGCCUUCCAGCCAGGCAGUUUCCCUAGGGCACACUAAGGAUAUCCUCUGAGUUAUUAGAGUUGAUGCAGAGACAUUUUGCUGCAACAUAAGCUUCUCUGGGAAUCAGUCAUGGUGCCAUCUCUUUCGGACUCCCUGAGCACCAUUUAGUUCUUUAGCAGGGCUCAUAACUCAUGUGUUAAUGAAGCACAAAAUAUUUAACUCGCUUCCAGGUUGUAGCCUUGGCAGAAUCUAGUUUAUAUGCAGCAUCUCUUUAUGAAUAUAUGGCUAUUACUAGAUUCUUUCUAUUCAUGGAGGGAGGGCAUUUUGCUCAUGUAAAUCUUGAGAUGUUACUUUGUAGCUUUUAGUAGGAAGUGGAAUUGUUCCUAAUUGUGGGCGGAAUGAGGACAUUAUGUUACUCAUGGUGCUUGGACAUACCUUCCACUGGGUUCUGUGAAGAGCAUACCUGCUGAGGAUAAUGCCAUGAGCAGCACAUUUAGGGUAAUUUUGUUAAAACUUCCAGAUGACAUAUAAAUUCCCCUUCCUUUCCCCUGAAACUUAGUUUUCAGAGGUAAUGGCUUUUUCUUUCAUUUGCCUGAGCAGAAGAAAGAGAUAAUUUAGAAAUAACACUCUUCUCUUCUUUAAGCUUAUAUGUUAUUAGGGCAGCACGUUCUGGAAUUUAAUAGGAAAAUCAAAUGUAUAGACCUAUAUAACUAUAGAUAUCACUACAUCUACAAGUUCUGUUUGCUGUGUGCUUUCUCUCUUGUGUAUAUAUUCUCUCCUUUUGGAAACAAACCUUGCAUUUAAGAUUUUAUAUGUAGCUUCAGAAUUUUACUAUGAUGACAUUUAGCUAUAUUCCCGAUUUUCACGGCAUUUAACACAGACGACUUAAGUCAGCAAGGCAGGGUAACCUAACGAAAAUGAAGUGCUUUUUUGGGCAUUUCUUAAAUUUCAUUGAUUUUCUUAGGUGUCCUUGUAUUCUUAUAGCUAAAGGUAGAUAGGGAUGGCUUAAAUAUUGGUUGACAUUUCCCCCUGGGUUAAAAAACUAGAUAUCAUACAAGAGGGAUAUCUAUAUGAGAAUAGUUCUAGGAACAAACCCUACUGAAGUUGGAAAUGUAAAAACUUCUAUAUGAAACAGUAAAACCUCAGAAAUUUUCUUGAAGGAUUCUUAUGCAGUGCAAAAAUAUAACAGAGACACAAUCAUGGGACGAAAUUAUAGUAAUGUGUUCUCUUUAAAUUAGCACCCCACAUAGUCUCGUAGGAUCCAUUGCCAUUAUUGGAGUCUGAAUUUUAGCGUGAUUAUCCUGCAUCUCUUCAUAUGUAAGUUAGCAGCCCAAGGAGAUAGAGAAGUAGCUCUAAGUGCCCAUGAGGGAUGUUCCAAACUUCUCCAUUAUUGUUAACACCAAUUUCCCCAAAUUGAAAGAGAAAAGUGGAUGGGUAUGACAUUUUAGGGCACACUUUAGUGUGAUAAAAUGAAUCAUGUAUGUUAGGAAAAAUGCCACUUGCACAAAGAUGUUUCUUUGUCAGAAGUGUAUAUGUGUGCACGUGUGUGUGUGUGUGAUAGUGUGUGCAUGCAUGCAUAUGUGUGUGUGAGGGUGUGUGUGUACUGCUGUGAAGCAGUGGUCAUAUUGCCAUUCCUUCAUCGUUCCAGACAAUACAUUUGUGCAAGCCCCGCUACCUCUCAGAUAUGUCCAUCUCUUGAUGUUCCUGUUCUCCCAUCACAGCAAGGAGGGCGCUGUCUGCUGUGUCUCUGUGAGACCAGAACUGCAUGUAUCUAACCUUGAGAUCAACUCUCUACAUUAACUGCAUUUUCCCACCCUGGUAACAACUUCUGGAAGACAGGAUCUAGUGAGAGGUCAGAAAAAAUGCAGAGAAAUAAAACAGCCAUGAAGGAGGCAGCAAUGAAGAUGGAAAACCAUAAUGCUAACUGGGAGGAGAGUGGAACCACUGUUAGUGUCUCAGACUACUGUUAGGAAUCUAGGAGCAUCGCCUAUGCAAAGAUUUUAAGUCAAAACUCGAGGCUUAAAACUAAAAGAAGCAUAGUUUGGAAAGAGUUUUGAAAAAAACCAAGGAAUAUUCACAUAAAUCUUAAGAAAAUGAUCCCAUUCUAUAAUGUAUAGCUGAGAAAUAAAAGUUCUUAAAUUUGUAUAACCAUGAUCAGACCAUUUAUAGAUGUUCCAUCUAGUACUGGGUCAUAGUAAGGUGAAUAACUGGAAUAAAAGGAAUACAUUGGCUGGCUUUAAAUUAGAGCUUUUUUAAAGAGAAAACUGUGACAAGGUUGUAUGUCCAUUCAAUGAGAUUUAUUUUCUCAGCAAGAGCUGUGUGGAAGAUUCAGCAUCAAUAUGAAAAUCCCAUCCUCAAAGGGCAUAAACCUGCUUGCCCUAUGGCAGUUUUCUUCCCUGAAACAAAAGUAUAUUCAUAUAUUCUUUACUGUGUUGUAUAUUAUUUAUAUCUUGUACUUUUGGAAGGUGAUGAUUAUGCAUUGUGUCUAUGAUUGUGUGCCUUGCAACAAAAUAAAAAUUGUACCUGCUAAAAAUCGCAA
Molecule: messenger RNA, 4707 nt
Organism: Diceros bicornis minor
Lineage: Eukaryota; Metazoa; Chordata; Mammalia; Perissodactyla; Rhinocerotidae
Gene: OPRK1
Product: opioid receptor kappa 1
Exons: 4
Coding region: 218-1360 (380 amino acids)
Biological process (GO): G protein-coupled opioid receptor signaling pathway; neuropeptide signaling pathway; sensory perception of pain
Cellular component (GO): membrane; neuron projection
Molecular function (GO): neuropeptide binding; dynorphin receptor activity
Source: RefSeq, a predicted model, not a curated record